Messenger RNA from Rhizophagus irregularis DAOM 181602=DAOM 197198, 1279 nucleotides. RefSeq lists its product as uncharacterized. Gene Ontology annotation, molecular function: protein binding. The record is from RefSeq and is a predicted model, not a curated record. NCBI's taxonomy places the organism in Eukaryota, Fungi, Glomeromycota, Glomeromycetes, Glomerales, Glomeraceae.
CGACGCGAUAAUACCUUUGGUAAAAUGAAAGAUUAGAAACUUCGAAUUUACAAAAAUGAGUGCAACGCCUCCUACACCAAUAUAUAUAUUUCGCGGACAUGAAGAUCAGAUAAAUCAUUUGGAAUUUUAUCAAAACAAUACUAAAUUAAUUUCUGGGGAUGCUGAAGGAAAUAUCAUCAUAUGGGACAUGAAAAUAAAGCGUCCCAUAUUAAAAUUUAAAGCACAUAAUAAAGGAAUUCUAAGAUGUUUAGUUUUAAAUGACAAAUUGAUCAGCCAUGGUAGAGAUAAUUUAUUAAAAGUUUGGAAAAUUGAUCAAAAUUCUUCAAAUUUUACUAAAACAGAAGAAAAGAUUGUAGAAAUUAAUGAUGAAGAUGAAAACAAUGAGCAGAAAGAUUCUGAUGAAUUAUUAUCCAAACUCGAAAAAAGUUUGUCAGUAAAUUCAUUGAAUUUUUGUAAAUUUGAUUAUUGCUUUAAAGGAGAAAAUAAUCAAGAUAUUUUGAUCGCAGUACCAAGUUCAAAAGAAUCUACUGCUAUUGAUAUAUGGGAUCUUUCAAAUCAACAAUUUAUAACCUCAGUAGAACCUGAUAUAAAACAGGAAAUAGGUUAUUGCAUGGCUAUGAAAUUUUUUCAACAUCCAACAAUCAAAUCUAGAUUUUUACUUUUAGCAGUAUAUGAAAAUGGUGGUUUAAUUUUAUGGACAUUAACUCCUAAUAAAUCUGACAAUAAUGUUAGUAAUUGGUUAUUUUCUUUUAAACAAUUAUGGAUCGUAAAGGAACAUAAGGAAACAGCAUUAGCGUUGGAUGUUUCAAUGAAUCGAAAAUUUGCAAUUUCUACUGCAGGAGAUAAUAAAAUUGUAAAAUAUAUUUUUGAUGAGAACUUUGAAAAAGAACCUUUAAUCAAUAAUAUCGUAAUAAAGUAUUCUGGAGUUGCUGAUAUUAAAAUACGAUCUGAUUCAAAAAUUUUUGCUACUGCCGGAUGGGAUUCAAAUAUACGUAUUUUUUCUUCAAAAACUAUGAAGCCAUUAGCAAUAUUAUCGUAUCAUAAAGAAAGUGUUUAUUCAUUAGCAUUUACUUAUAUUUUUUCAUAUGAGGAUAGUGAUACUUUAACUGAAAAUGAUAUUCAAGAUCAUUUUUUAGUAGGUGGUGGAAAAGAUAAUAAAAUUAGUUUAUGGAAAAUUUAUUAAAAAAUAUGUUUUGCAAAAUUUUCUUAGUUAAAUAUUUAUUUAUAAGGAGCCAAAUAAUUUACAAAAUAUUAAAAAACAGAAAUUGUAUAAAAUUUA